AUGUCAGCAUGUUGGGCUGGUGUUGGAUAUGCUGUUUAUAAAAUUGAUAGUUCAUAUCCACUUUUUAAUUGUUUUGCUUAUAUUUUUGUUUAUGGUGGUACAUCUGUGCAAAUAUUAAAAUUUGCUGCUAUUAUUUUGUUAUUAUAUCAACGAUUUAAUCAUCUCAGUGAUCUUGUUUUGCCACAACUUUCCAAGAGAAUAAAGGUUAAAAUUAUCAAUCAAAUUUCGUAUGAUCUUAGACUCGAUGAUAUCUGGUGGUUACAUUAUAAUCUUUCAUCAGCUGCUGAGGAAAUUAAUCGUGUUUAUUCUGUUCAACUUUUAAUAUGGAUAUUUUCAUUUUCACUCAAUGGACUUUCGAGAAUUUAUACUCUCAUUACACCAGAAGAUGAUUCUGUAUUUUCUAAAUUACGUGAUAUUUUAUGUGCAACUGGAUGCUUUAUUAAUUUAUUAAUCAUUACAGUUUUUUGUCAUGUUACAAGUAAAAAAGCAAAUCGUGUGAGAGAAAAUGUUUUUGCACCUUACUCAGUUGUUGCAAAAAAUUCACAUCUCAUUCAGGAACACAGUCCAGCAAUUGUUUAUUUUUGUGUUAAAAAAUUAAGCUUCACAGCUGCUUCUGGAUUCAUUCACGUUCACUUACCACUUUUACUUUCUAUUGCCGGAGCAAUGACGACUUAUCUGGUUAUCAUUUACAAGUCACCAUCUAAAUUAGCAUAG
This is a messenger RNA of Aphidius gifuensis, 714 nucleotides long. RefSeq lists its product as uncharacterized. The record is from RefSeq and is a predicted model, not a curated record. NCBI's taxonomy places the organism in Eukaryota, Metazoa, Arthropoda, Insecta, Hymenoptera, Braconidae. Gene Ontology annotation, cellular component: membrane; dendrite; axon. Gene Ontology annotation, biological process: sensory perception of taste. The coding region runs from base 1 to 714 and encodes 237 amino acids. The transcript has 5 exons.